Molecule: messenger RNA, 1790 nt
Organism: Limanda limanda (common dab)
Lineage: Eukaryota; Metazoa; Chordata; Actinopteri; Pleuronectiformes; Pleuronectidae
Gene: gipc3
Product: GIPC PDZ domain containing family, member 3
Exons: 6
Coding region: 1-1005 (334 amino acids)
Molecular function (GO): protein binding
Source: RefSeq, a predicted model, not a curated record
AUGCAGAACGGGGAGACUAUGAGCCCGCAGGACUCUAAGGCAGCAGGGUCCGAAGCCAUGGAGGACCAGAAGGCCCCGAACCAGAGCCGGAACGAGGGGUGCAUGGAACCCACAGCGCCCCCACUUCCUCCACCUUCACCACCACCACCCGGGCCACCAGAAUACCUGAGACCGAGGCUCAUCUUCCACACUCAGCUGGCUCACGGAAGUCCCACAGGCCGCAUCCAUGGAUUCACUAAUGUCAAGGAGCUGUAUGCCAAGAUUGCAGACGUGUUCAACAUCUCACCUUCAGAGAUCCUGUUCUGCACCCUCAACUCUCAUAAAGUGGACAUGCAGAAACUACUGGGGGGACAGAUCGGACUGGAGGACUUCAUCUUUGCUCACGUACGAGGAGAAACCAAGGAGGUGGAGGUGACAAAGACAGAAGACGCACUUGGCCUCACCAUUACAGACAACGGAGCCGGAUACGCUUUCAUUAAGAGGAUAAAAGAGGGCAGCACUAUAGACCAGCUGAAGAGUGUGUGCGUCGGCGACCACAUCGAGGCCAUUAAUGACCAGAGCAUUGUGGGCUGUCGACACUACGAGGUGGCCAAGAUGUUGAAAGAGCAGCCAAGGGGUAUCCCCUUCACUCUGCGCCUGGUCGGGCCCAAGAAGGCAUUUGACAUGAUUGGAAUGAGGACCAGGGCGCCAAAGUCAAACGAGGGCAAGAUGGGGAAUGGAAGGGAGACACUGCGUCUGCGCUCUAAAGGCGCUGCUACGGUCCAGGAAGUCCAAAAUGAGUUUGAGGAACAGGCCACCAAGAAAGUGGACGACCUGCUGGAGAGCUACAUGGGCAUCAGAGACCUGGAGCUGGCAACCACCAUCGUGGAAGCAGGAAGAGACAAGAAGAACCCUGAUGACUUUGCAGAGGCCUUGGACUCAGUUCUUGGGGAUUUUGCUUUCCCCGAUGUUUUCCUGUUUGACGUGUGGGGGGCUAUCGGAGACGUGAAGAACGGAAAAAUUUAGAAAUUUUACGGUUUAGACGUUUUGGAUCUUUUUAAAGUCAGAAUAUGUUAUUCUUCUUCUACAUAAAAAGCAGCGUAUACAAUACAGAGAUACACAUGAAAAAAACAAAGUCUUCCCAGUGAAAUGAGAACUUGAAAAACACUUUGUCUAAGUGAAUUACUGAUUUUAGCUGAAAGGUGCAGACGUGCAUGACGUAAUUCAUUUAACCAAACCUGUCAUCUCACAAUGCAUCAUCAUCUGAGAGUGAACGUCAAGUGAGAGAGUGCAUGCUCUGCAAUUUAGUUUUCCACAAGAUCAUGUCAAACAGGAACUGAGUAUGUUAUUUCCCAUGAUAAAAAUAAAACAAAAACAAAUUAUAAAAUUAAGCUGAUGUGCGUGUAAAGCAUUUCCCUGGAUCUCCAUGUGUUUCUUAUUGGCUGAAGAAAUGACGGUCUUCUUGGUCAUUUCCCUUCUUCCCCCAUUUGCCAUGAUUUCUGAGGAAGGAUUUCUGAUUUGUUUUCAAAGACAAGAUGUAAAUAUACUAGAGCAGGUUGUUGCAGUCUUUAUAUUUCAGUAUCUCUACCUGUCUCUUCACUGGUCAACAAAGGGAAUCAAACUGUCUAUUGGAGUUUGAGAGUUUUGUCUUCUGGUGCAUCAAACAAUGGGAAUAAAGUAUGUUGUCCUAUUCUUUGCUGCACAUACGGUUUAAGCAGGUUAAAUGACGAAUUGCUGAUUGAAAUUCGACUCAUCUUGUUCUACAUCAGUAUUUGUCUGAGGAUGAUGUUUUGUUUUCACACUUUGAAAAA